Phanerochaete carnosa HHB-10118-sp is the source of this 2637-nucleotide messenger RNA. RefSeq lists its product as uncharacterized. Bases 1 to 2637 code for a protein of 878 amino acids. Gene Ontology annotation, cellular component: Ku70:Ku80 complex; nucleus. The record is from RefSeq and is a predicted model, not a curated record. The transcript has 10 exons. Lineage: Eukaryota; Fungi; Basidiomycota; Agaricomycetes; Polyporales; Phanerochaetaceae. Gene Ontology annotation, molecular function: double-stranded DNA binding; damaged DNA binding; telomeric repeat DNA binding. Gene Ontology annotation, biological process: telomere maintenance; DNA recombination; cellular response to gamma radiation.
AUGUUCCUCGUCGACGUCUCCCCGUCGAUGGGGAAGAUGCGCGAGGUCGAGGCGUUGUUGCCAAAUGGUGAAACACAGACAGUAGAAAUGACCAAUCUCGAAGUGGCUCUUCAGUUUGUGAAGCUCAAAGUGCAAGAAAUGGUACGCAUGUGCGGCAGUUACGGCUUUCAUAUCCUUACUAUCUACCACGAACGGAAAACUGACCAGUGUGGUGUUAUCGUGUUUGGCUCCCGAAAAACCAACAAUCAUGUCAACCGCAAGCAAGGCGGCUACGAAAACGUCGACGAGCUCGUGCCCAUUUUGCAUCCCACCGCCAAAACCAUCGCACAGAUAUCCGAACUCAAUCCAGCUGAAGAAAUCGGAGACCCACUCGAUGCUCUCGUAGUCGGCAUCGAGACACAAGAUCAGUACUUGGGUAACAAGAAGACGUGGACUCGGAAAAUAGUUCUGCUCACUGAUGGUGAAAAUCCGAUUGAAAUUCAGCACUUAGAGAAGAUAGCGCAAAGGCUGAACGACCUGAAGAUUAAACUCACUAUCGUCGGCGUUGACUUCGACGAUGAGGAAUUCGGCUACGUGGAAGAGGACAAGUCUGACAUCAAACGUGAGAACGAAGAGUUCUAUCACACGCUAGUAGGGACUCUGGACAACGGCGUCGUCGGCAAUUGUACGGCUGCAAUUGAAGAGAUCUCCAGACCGGAGUCCAAGCAAACUAGGUCACAGCCAUCAGCCUCUGUCCUUCGUCUGGGUGACGUGGAGAACCAUCCCGAAGAAGCCAUUGAGAUCAACGUGAAGAUAAGCAAGUGCACAGCUCUGGUCCGCCCUAAGUCUUUCAAGAAGUUCGCCAGGAUCGGCGACGAAGACAUUGAAAUGCAGAAUCCAGGCGACGAUAGCGAGCCUACGGUCGAAUAUGGCCAGCUAACCAGAGAGAUCCGCUACGCCUUCGACCCUAGUGGCCGUCGCGAUGACGAGGAAGCAGAUCGAGACGCCGAGGAAGAGACAGAAAAGAAGGACGACCUGCAAGACGUCGAGAAGGAAGAGCUCAUCCGUGGAUACAAAUAUGGGUCGUCUUUCGUGCCUGUUCCCGAGAACAACUUCCCGAAGCUCGAGACGAAGAGAGGUAUGGAGAUUUGCGGAUUCUUCAAGGACGAGUUCUUCCGGCGCGAGUGGUCAAUAGGCGAAGUCCGGUAUGUGUUCGCAGCCGAUAAGUCCCCCUUGCAACAGGUGGCGCUCUCUAGCCUGGUAGAGGCCAUGUUCCAGGAAAUUAACGGCAAAGAAAUCAUGUACUACGCGAUCACUCGAUGGAUCACAACCGACGGCUCGGAGCCAAAGAUGGGCGUGCUGCAGCCUGUCAAAGACGAAUCGGCUAAUUACCUGUUGUGGGUUCAGGUGAGAGCAUCGCACAUGCCUUUCGCGGAUGACUUGCGAAAGUGGUCGUUCCCGUCGUUGGACCAACUGGUCAAUGGUAAGGGCCAGCUGGUGAUGACGCACCCAUAUCUCCCCACGGAGGAGCAGCUGGAAACAAUGGAGGAUCUUGUUGACGCGCUUAAUCUCAUGGAGGCUGGUGAGAAAGACGAGGAUGGGAACCGAACACCUUGGUAUGACACGAGGUUGUCCUACAACCCCGCGAUUCACCGCAUAAAGCAAGCCCAAUUUCACGCUGCUAUCGUGGAAGACUUGAACAGGCAGCCUCUGCCUCCGCCGCACCCCGAGCUGCUGAAAUAUUUUGAGCCCCCUCGCAGAGUCAUGAAGCGUGCUCGCCCUGCAAUCGACGCAGCGCGCGAGGCUUUCAACGUCAAAGAAGUGCCCAAGACGGUAGCCAGAAACCGCAAGGACGGACACGUUCGUGCGCGCGACGACGGCGACGACACUCUGCUCUUAGACAAGCAGCCAAACAAGAAAAUCAAGCUGUCUCAAACGCAGUCUCAACAUGUCUCCCGUUCGCAGCACAGGAGAGUAUCGCCGGCUACUCAGCGCAAGGUUCCGAAGAGAUCAGUGUCAGACGAUAGUGAGACCGAGCCAGAGCCCGAACCCAAAGACGAAGACGAGGAAGAACUGCUCCUGGACAAGAAGCCAAAGCAAAGAGGUACAUCUGCUGUGCCUGAGCACGACCACAUGCCGCCCACACCAGAAAGGUCUGUGUCGCCAGCACCGGAGAGAGACCGAGCUCCUGGUCGGAUCAUUGGCACGACCGAACCGCUCGAAGACUUUUACAAGAACAUCGCAAGUGGCGACUUGGUGACGAAGGCAGUCGAAGAUCUCGCCUUUGUAAUUCGGACGAUCGUCUUCAGGCCCUUCUCAGCGAAGCGCACGGAUGAGCUGCUCGAGUGUACGCGCGCGCUGCGCAAGGUGUCACUUGAGGAGGACGAGAUUGAUGCGUGGAACGAUUUCUUGCGCGACCUCAAACGCCGCUGUCUGGACGAUACCCCAGGGAACGAUUAUUUCUGGACCAGGCUCUCCGAUCUCGGACGCGAUAUGAGUCUCAUCGGCCAAUCCGAAGCGGAGCGACAAGGUGGCAGGUCCGACGUGUCCGACGCUGAGGCUGACGAGGUGCGUUUCCGCCGCGGGGUUACUCGUCCUCAGUUCACUGACAGGAUACCCAGUUCCUGGCAACCGGCAUGGCUGAUUGACCUGGCGUAG